AUGUGCAUUGAUUACAGGCAGUUGAACAAAGUUACAAUCAAGAACAAGUAUCUUUUGCCGCAUAUUGAUGAUCUAUUUGACCAGCUUCAGGGAGCGAGGGUGUUCUCUAAGAUUGACUUGAGGUCUGGGUAUCACCAGUUGAAGAUUCGGGACUCGGAUAUUCUAAAGACAACAUUCAGGACCCGUUAUGGUCAUUAUGAGUUCCUCGUGAUGUCUUUUGGGCUGACCAACGCUCCAGUAGCAUUUAUGCAUCUGAUGAACAAUGUAUUUCAGCCUUAUCUUGACUCGUUUGUCAUAGUGUUCAUUGAUGAUAUCCUGGUGUACUCUCGUAGCCAGGAGGAGCAUGCCCAGCAUUUGAGGAUUGUGUUGCAGCGUUUGAGGGAGGAGAAGCUUUAUGCCAAGUUCUCCAAGUGA
Molecule: messenger RNA, 414 nt
Organism: Nicotiana tabacum (common tobacco)
Lineage: Eukaryota; Viridiplantae; Streptophyta; Magnoliopsida; Solanales; Solanaceae
Source: RefSeq, a predicted model, not a curated record